Molecule: messenger RNA, 324 nt
Organism: Hevea brasiliensis (rubber tree)
Lineage: Eukaryota; Viridiplantae; Streptophyta; Magnoliopsida; Malpighiales; Euphorbiaceae
Product: 40S ribosomal protein S3-2
Exons: 3
Coding region: 1-324 (107 amino acids)
Biological process (GO): translation
Cellular component (GO): cytosolic small ribosomal subunit; nucleus
Molecular function (GO): structural constituent of ribosome
Source: RefSeq, a predicted model, not a curated record
AUGGAGAGUGGGGCAAAGGGUUGCGAGGUUAUUGUGAGUGGAAAGCUCCGAGCUCAGCGUGCCAAGUCUAUGAAAUUCAAGGAUGGGUACAUGAUAUCCUCUGGUCAACCUGUCAAUGAAUAUAUUGACUCUGCUGUGAGGCAUGUUCUUCUAAGACAGGGUGUGCUUGGUAUCAAGGUCAAGAUCAUGCUUGACUGGGACCCUAAAGGCAAGGUGGGUCCAAUGACACCGUUGCCUGAUUUGGUCACUAUCCAUCCUCCCAAAGAAGAAGAGUAUAUUCCAACACCAGUGAUGACAGCCAAUAUUGAGAUUCCAGUUACAUAA